This is a messenger RNA of Paracoccidioides brasiliensis Pb18, 1590 nucleotides long. RefSeq lists its product as uncharacterized. The record is from RefSeq and is a predicted model, not a curated record. The transcript is spliced from 6 exons. Gene Ontology annotation, molecular function: monooxygenase activity; oxidoreductase activity, acting on paired donors, with incorporation or reduction of molecular oxygen; iron ion binding. Bases 1 to 1590 code for a protein of 529 amino acids.
AUGCUUUACGAUACUUCCGGACAUGGUUACAAACAACUGCGGGAUUUUUUGGAAAAAUGGGCAUCGUUGAAGACAACUUCUGAGGUCCUCGUUGCAACCUGCCUAUUCGUCACAAUAUACGUUAUCAUCGGGCUGGUGUAUCGAUUAUUCAUUUCCCCCUUGUCGAAAUUUCCUGGACCAAAACUAGCUGCUGCAACAUUGUGGUAUGAGUUUUAUUACGAUGCGGUUCUUAAGGGCCAGUAUACUUUCAGAAUAAAGGAAAUGCAUCUCAAGUAUGGGCCAAUCGUCCGAGUCAGCCCGUACGAAUUGCACAUAGAUGAUCCAGACUAUUACAGUAUGCUAUAUGCAUACAGCGCUCCGCUUGAUAAGAACAAGUAUUACCUGGAACCGUUUGACUUUCCACUGUCUGCUUUUGGGACGGAAAGUCACCACUUGCACCGUCUUCGUAGAGGUGCAAUGAACCCGUUCUUUUCCAGUCGAAGGGUAGCGCAACAUGAAGAUCUCAUUCACCGGCUUGCUGAUAAACUAUGUGGACGCAUUGAAGAGUUCCAAGUUCUGGGUAAGAACGUGCCAUUGUCACUUGGAUAUAUAUGUUUAGGAACGGACCUUAUCACCUCGUAUGUACUGGAUGAGAACUAUCAGUGCCUGGAUGCGACUGAAUGGCUUCCACACUGGGCACGGACACUGAAAUCUCUAUCAACAAUGGUGAUGGUAUCACGGCAGUUAACUUGGAUAUUGCCGUUGUUAAAGCGUGUCCCACAGUCGUGGGCCAUUUUUUUGGACCCUGGUUUGGAACUGUUCCUUAUAUUGAGAGAGCGAUGCUGCCAAAUAAUUGACGAAAUACACCAAGUGAGAGCGACAGGAGCCUUGGGCAUGGAAGGGGGUUUGUUAAGAGGAUAUACGUUGAUCGAUCAAGUGCUUGACUCUAGGUUGACUGUCGAAGAGAAAUCACAUGACCGACUUCUUCAAGAAGUUCGAUCAACGAUGGCGGCGGGAAUCGAAACUACAGCGAACACGUUAACGGGAAUCACAUACUACCUUCUCGCAAAUCCAGAAAAACUUCGAAGCCUUCAAGAUGAACUUCGCAUGCUGGACUGGGACACUGAUGUGAAAGCUCAAGAGCUAGAGAAACUUCCAUACCUGACCUCGGUGAUUCUUGAGGGAUUACGAUUGUCAUACGGAGUGAGCACCAGGCUUCAAAGGAAAUCACGCAGCGAGGCAAUUCAGUACAAAACGUUCAGUAUACCGCCAAGCACGUCGGUUGGAAUGACAUCGGUUUUGAUGCACCACCAUGAGGCAAUGUUCCCGGACUCAUACAAGUUUAUUCCUGAACGCUGGUUGGAUCCAAAGGAACGAAAACGGCUACAGCGGUACCUGGUAUCAUUUGGCAAAGGUUCCCGCCGAUGCGUGGGGCAAAGGCUAGCACAGACAACACUUCUUAUAACCAUUGCUUCACUUUUCAAGCGUUUUGAACUCGAACUCAAAGAUACGUCAGAGGAUGACAUCAAUAUUGGCCGUGAUCUCUUUGUUCCCCGACCAAAAGAUACAAAUUCAAUUGGUUUACAAGUAGCUGUGAAAAGUGAAAUUUGA